CCCGGGCGCUUGUUGAGAGAAGACGUGUUUCUGUAAUUGUGGAAGAAAAAAAUUGAUAAAUGGUGAAAUAUCUACAAAAUUUUAGUAUUGAGUUGUAUCAGAGUGUUCAAUAGAUAAAAAGCUGACGAAGUGUUGUAAAACGGUAAUUAAAAAGUGUCUGAAUAAGUGCUAAAACUAAAAAGUAGUUUUGAAAUCAUCCAUUGCUAACGGAAAAAUUUAACUGUGAACAAAGGAUUGGACUUUGUACUCAUUAUUAUCUACUCAUUGUUAUUGAGAAGAAAUCGUAAAAAGUUCAUACGAAUUAAAAAUUUCGCAACUUAUGAUCAGUUACUUAGUGGUCUAGUGGCUUGCACAUAGUUUAACGGCUAACACAACACUCGUUAGGGCGUAAGAUCAAAUCCCCGCAUAAAGUUUUUUUUUUUUUUUUUUGGUUUAUUUUAUUUUAUUUUAUUUUAUUUUAUUUUUUCUCUUUAAUAAUUACAACGUUUUAAAAAUUGGUUAUAUACGAUGUCGUCACAGAAGACUUGUGCCGGGUGUCAUAAUUCUCUGCCAAGGAGGGAGUAUAUGAUUUGUGUCACGUGUAAGCUUGGAUACGAUUUGCUUUGCGCAAACUUGACAUCUAAACACUUCUAUCAGAUGGAUGCAGAAAGUAGGAAUAAAUGGAACUGCCAACAAUGUCGCAGUAAGCUACCAAAAACAGGUAAUUCGAAUACUCCUGUACGUAUAACUAAUCAUCCCAUUGCUUCUAAGGAAGAUUCCAUCCUGAGUCCUAGUGAGGAGAGUAAUGUUACUACGAGAAUAAAAAAUAAAUGUUCCAAGUCUGGUAACAGCGAUUCUUGUGUAACUGAGGAGAGGUUGCGCAUGAUUAUAAAACAGGAAAUUACUGACACUAUUAAAUCUCUAGUAUCCGAGCACCUAGCGAACUUAAACCUUCAAGUAUCUGGGUUUCAAGAGUCCCUGUCAUUUAUAAGCAAACAAUACGAUGAUCUUAUGCAGUCUGUUAACGAGAAAUCAGAAACAAUCAAUAGACUGGUUUCAAAGAACGAAAAAUUAACAACACAGGUUAAAAACCUGACGGACAGACUGGGGCAGAUAGAGCGAAAUAUGCGCGUUUGUAACGUGGAAAUUACAGGUAUUCCCGAACACAAGUCAGAGAACCUCCUGAGCACUGUUGAACAACUUGGUAGAAUUGUCGAGAGUCCUAUUGCUGAAUCUGAUAUAUUACAUGUAACAAGAAUUGCCAAAUUAAACAAGGAGAGCAAUCGUCCUCGUUCUGUCAUCGUAAAGCUUCGCAGUCAGCGACACCGCGAUGAAUUAUUGGCUGCAGUGACACGAUUCAACAAAAAGAACAAGGAUAAUAAGCUCAACACCGAGCAUCUUGGACUCGGAGGACGUCGCGAGCCCGUAUUCGUAUCUGAACACCUGACGCCCACAAAUAAACAUUUACAUGCUGCAGCCCGAAAGAAAGCCAAGGAGGCUGGGUUCAUGUUUGUGUGGAUACGGGAUGGAAGAAUUCUUGCGAGGAAAAACGAACAAAGUCAUGCUAUUUAUAUUAAAGACGACGAAAGCUUAAAGUUAUUGCUUUAAAAUUAGCCAAGUAGUAGUCAAUAGUAAUUUUUGCCACAAUGCCUGUAAAUAUUUAUUAUCAAAAUGUGCGGGGCUUAAGAACUAAAACAGAGGAUGUCUUUAAAAAUAUUCUGAUUAAUAACUACAACGUAAUUGUAUUUACUGAAACGUGGCUCAAUAGCAAUAUAACGAACUUAGAAAUUAUAGAUAAGCGUUAUAUUGUUUAUAGGAGAGAUCGAUUGUGCUCAGAAACUACUAAAAAAGACGGAGGGGGGGUUUUAGUCGCUGUUUCUAGGGAUAUACCGUCUUUCAGACAUUCAAGCUGGGAGAGCGAUGCGGAGGAUCUAUGGGUCUCAAUUGAUAUAAAAACAAAUAACAUUGUUACCAAAAUACUAAUUUGUGUGGUAUACCUUCCUCCACCAGUAAACCUGGAAAGCCUUACUCGGUUUUUAGAGCAUACUAACGAUAUUUUGGACAAAGCUGAUCAAGUUAUAAUGUUGGGAGACUUCAACAUGGGCUUCAUUGGUUGGUCUCGCAGUGUGGACGGUGUUUCAUGCAGUGCAUUUAAUUAUGAUUCACCACAGGGUCUGGCACUCACUGAUUUCAUGGCGCUAAAUAAUAUUACACAAAUGAACCCUAUUCCUAACGAGGAUGGCAGAGUGCUGGACCUUGUUCUAACCAACUGUGUUCCUUUAGAGGUUUCUAACUCCUUAAAUGUUAUAAGUAAAAUUGACCGAAAGCAUCCUCCGUUAUUGAUUACUGUACCGGAACUAAAACCGAACUUACUUAAACCAGCCCAAAAACCUCGACACAACUUUUUCAAAGCGAACUAUGAUCUAAUCUUGGCUCAUCUUAGGGAAAUUAAUUGGUCACAACAGUUCGAUAGGUGUCAAAACGUUAACGAGAUGACCACAGUAUUUUACCGUAUUUUAAACAAUGCCGUGAAAACAUACGUCCCUAUUUUGAAGCCAAAAAAAAGCAGGUUCCCCUCAUGGUUUAGCAGGUCUCUGAUCAGAAUAAUCUUGG
This is a messenger RNA of Parnassius mnemosyne (clouded apollo), 2592 nucleotides long. NCBI's taxonomy places the organism in Eukaryota, Metazoa, Arthropoda, Insecta, Lepidoptera, Papilionidae. The record is from the annotation of a GenBank genome assembly.